AUGCCCUCCACACACGCGCUUCGGGAGGGACUAGAGCAUUAUGAACGAGAGUGCGGGGCUCGGUCAAGGUCUAUUAUCACCGUCUGCUCAGUUUCGAGCGCACUGGAAGGAUGGUUAGCGGUGUACCUCGAACAAUAUCUGUCUCGAGAUAUGGCGAUCUUCGCCAUUAUUAUUUGGCUUUGCUUAUUGGCAAUUUGGAUGUGGGCCAUGUACGCCACCUACUCCAGAUUCUGCAACGAUUUCCCCAGCUUCAACAAAUGGCACAAGGCAUGGUGUGGGCUUUUGGCUCUAAUCCUCUUUUUCGUUUUCGCAGACGUUGUUGGAACUAAGAUGGGAGGAAGACUUCUUCUAGUAGGCAGCCUCAUGUUUAUCGCUUUGUCGAUAAUUACUGCGUAUGCGCUGCUAUUAGUAUUUGGCUGGGUCGUGAAACACGUCCAGGAGCUUUUAGUUCAACUAGGCAAUAUGAGGAGCCCCGCCCCAGCGCCAUUGGACUGGUGCUGA
Hyaloscypha bicolor E is the source of this 501-nucleotide messenger RNA. RefSeq lists its product as uncharacterized. The record is from RefSeq and is a predicted model, not a curated record. NCBI's taxonomy places the organism in Eukaryota, Fungi, Ascomycota, Leotiomycetes, Helotiales, Hyaloscyphaceae. The coding region runs from base 1 to 501 and encodes 166 amino acids. The transcript has 3 exons.